GAGAGCAGGAGAGAGAGCGAGAGAGAAAGGAGGGGAAUGUCUGCUGUCAACGUGCAGAAGAAGAACCUGGGCAGCAGUGCAGAAGUGAGUCCAGAGCGGUCCUGGUGACAAACAGGUGGAUUUAAUCAACGAUCCCAUGCAGGAUAGACUUCUGCAGACCAGAGACGAGAGCUAUCCUUUUUUCCUGCUUCUUGCCCAGAAGGACUGUUUGGUUCAGACCAUGAACCGGAGCUGGACCCUUCCCUUGGUUCUGGUGCUGAGUCUUCAGACAAGUACCAUCCUGGGAGGUAGAGCUCAGCGUAAACAGAGAGAGGCAGAGGACAGCUUGAAACCAUACCUUGGCAGAGUGGACCCAGAGAAGUUGUGUGAGCUUCUGAAGUGCCACAGCCCAACAGGGUCCUGGUGUCAGGUGGUUCGCAAUAACGGCGUCCUCAUCCCAAAGUGUGUGUGUCCCCGCUCCUGCCCACGAGAGAGGGCGCCAGUGUGCAGCGUUACGGGGAGAACUUAUGGGAACGAGUGUCUCUUGCACAAAGAAGCUUGUCGAAAGAGACGUCGCAAUGAAUUGGCCCACAGAGGACCCUGUCUUAUUCCCAAGGGAGACUGCACGGAGGAGGAGUUUGGCCAGUUCCCGUACCGCGUGCUGGACUGGUUUCUGCUGCUCAGUCGCAUGGGAGGGUCCUACGCAUCUGCCGCCGUGCCGCCCCAGACCUGCAUUAGCCACGGGCAGAGAUUACAGCUCGCACAGAGGAGGUUCCACCUGUUGGACAGAAACAAAGAUGGUCGUCUGAGCCGCAGGGACCUGAAGAAGCUACGCUACAAGAAGAUGCCUCUGGAACACUGCGCCCUACAGUUCUUCCAGUCAUGUGACAGUAACCACAACAGGAAGGUCACCCUGCCAGAGUGGACAUCUUGUCUGGUGAACCGCUCCGAGGCCUGGUUCCACCGCUUCAUGUCAAUCAAAAUGGGCUCACGACAGCUAUGUCCCAUGAACACUGAAAACAACCUUUAACAACGGCCUCAAGAGCUAUCUCCAACUUUUCUACUCUAAGAACAGCUCUGUGGAUAAUCAGAUCAAUCAGCACCAGCGGCAUCCAUCAUUAGCAAAAACAACAGUCGUAUUGCAACAGCAUCACUCUAACGAGCAGUAAUCACCCGCUGCUUCCUAUCGGCUUCACAUGGUACUACACCCAGUGCAAAUUUACAGAUCCAUGAUGUCAUCUGUUUGGAAACUGCUGCCGUUCCGUUGUGAAUGUAUUUGCUUUGUAAGGAAGAGUCCCAUAAAUAAUAAAUGUAUAAGGUCAAAUAUGAACAAUAUCACUUAUUUUGUACAAAGCAUCA
Molecule: messenger RNA, 1338 nt
Organism: Gadus morhua (Atlantic cod)
Lineage: Eukaryota; Metazoa; Chordata; Actinopteri; Gadiformes; Gadidae
Gene: sparcl2
Product: SPARC-like 2
Exons: 9
Coding region: 137-1009 (290 amino acids)
Biological process (GO): anatomical structure development
Molecular function (GO): collagen binding; calcium ion binding; extracellular matrix binding
Source: RefSeq, a predicted model, not a curated record